This is a messenger RNA of Schistosoma spindalis, 4513 nucleotides long. Lineage: Eukaryota; Metazoa; Platyhelminthes; Trematoda; Strigeidida; Schistosomatidae. The record is from the annotation of a GenBank genome assembly.
ACUUGAAAAAGCACUAAAUUAAAAUAGUUUGCUGUUAACAUUGUAGAGGGAAUCCUUCGGAAAUAUUUUAAUCUUCAGUGUUCCAAUGUGCUCAUUUGUUGACACAAAAAAGAACUAUACAGAAUGUCAAAAAUCUUUAAUGCAAGGGAAACAAUUUUCAAAGCACUUUGUUUCAGAAUGGUCAGACAAUGAGGAAAUGCAUUCAGAUUGUUGUGAACAAGUGACUAAGCAGAAAUUCUUGUAUUAUGUACAUAAGUUGUUGAUACUUUUAGAAAUAUUAACCGUGAGCAUCACAUUUUUGAGUCCUUUCCUAAUACUGACCUUACCAAACAUUCAUCCAUCUUGGUGGUUUUCACUUCUUUCAUCUUCAGCUCCGCCAUCAACCCCAUCAAUAUCACCAAGAAGGGUUAUGCAUAUACGCAGUAAAAUAAAUGCAAAUCCUGUGAUUUCUCGUCGAAUGGAUAGAAGAACUGAAGUUUACUAUGAAGUGAAAAUUAUUGAAAUGUGUACAAAACUAUUUUUAUUAUCUUUGUGUUCGAGUUAUAUAUACGCAACACGGUUUAAAGAACUAUUAUUUUGCAUGCACAAUAGAAAAACUUUCAUAUCAUAUUCACGUCUAACUGGAUACAAACGAUACAAACAAUCAGAAAUGACCAAAACUGUAUCUUCUUCAGUUAACUUAAGUUGGCCACAAAGCAAAACGAAGAAAAGUUUGGCCUCCAUUUUUUUUAUUGAUUCAAUAACUGUUAUUGUAACAUUUUCAUUUUGGCUUAUAUUUUUGUCGCAUUGGAAAUCAGAUAAAAACGUUAUAACUUUUUCUAAUGAUAGUAAUGAAAGUUUAAAUUACAAAUCAAAUCUAUGUGUUUAUCCUCAACGAACAAUGCAGCUAACAAAUCCAUUUGGUCAUCGAGAUCCCAGUGGAAAGAAUUUAUGUGACGAAGCAAAAAAAAUAUACAUUGACCAACAGUUAAACAAGCUCAAAACAAUCGCUUUAGACUUAUCUAUAGAUUUUGUGAAUGUACACUUAUCCAUACAGUUAACUGCUAUACUCCUCAAAAAUUUCAAAACAAUUUUAGAUUGGUUAUCGUGUAAAUAUAAUGUACAUGUGGUACGUGCACAAGAUGGUUUUUCACGUAAUUACAAAAUCGGUUCAGUCAACUUGAAAUCCAUAGCUAAUUAUAUUAUAAAAAACGCAUUAGUUGAUUUCAAGCCUUAUGAUCCACUAAUUGUACGUCAGAAACGAAAUUCCAGAUAUAAUCAAUCCACAUAUUCUGACUGUAUUCGAAAUACAAUUAACAGUACUAGUAAUUGUAACAAAUUACGAAAUAUGGCAAAAAGUGAUUAUGAAGAAAUGAAAAUACUCAAACCGAAACCAACAAGUUCUACACAAGCUAAAACUUACUGUUAUCCUACACAAUUUAUUAAAGCACUACAUAAUAAUAAUCCGUUACGUUUUCGACAUAACAGAAAUAGUACUGUUUCUGCUACUGCUAUUCCUGGUCUUACAGAUAAUUCCAUUAGUAAAACAGAUUUGAAUGAUGCUGAAUCAAACGCUGAUGAUGCAGAGGAAAAUCCACGAAAAUCUUGUGAAACAUUUGACUUUUUUAAAAUGCCUGAUAUUUAUGAAUUAAAUGUUCAGGCUGCUAAAAGACUAAAAAGUGAAAUUAGUUACCUAAAGUAUAAACGAAAAUGUCAGAUAAGACUAACUGCAUUGAUUAAUAAUUUAUUCAGUUCUGUGUAUACCAAAUCAGAUUUUGCAGCGAAUGCUGUUGAUUCCUCAUCAGAGAAUCAGUUGGAAAAAUCAAGUGAAUAUGUAUUUCAAAAGCUAUUUGGACCAGUAAGUAGAUAUUUACGUCUUACUAAACAACACACUUAUCACACCAGAGGUAUGAUAUUGAAUCGACUUAGAAUUUAUUUACAAUACAAUAUGUCAGCUGAAUCAUUUCUCAGUAUCUACUUUAAUCCACCAAAUGAACUAUUUCACCUACAAUCCUAUCAUCAUCAAUGUAAUAAUAAAGUUAAUAAUCCUAGGAAUAGGAAUAUUAAUCAAAGUUAUAAACACAAAAUAUGUAAAAAUGAUACUAACCUUUUAAAAUUUGCAAAAACAUUCUCAACAGAAAGAAGUGGGAAUAAUACAUUGAAACAAUCAGGUAGAAAUAAAAUAAUUAAAAAUGAGUUUAAUUCAAAUACAAAAGUAUUCCAAACAUGGAAAUUAAGAUUAUGUGAUCCGUUAAUUAAUUAUUCAGUUUAUGAUGGCUUUCGAUUUGAAUUAGUUCGUUCGAAUGUGAGACUAUUUUGUAUUGUUAAACAAUUUUCAAUGCUUCAGUUGGUCAAAGCGAAUUUACCAAUUUGGUGGUCAGGGAUUACAUAUGAGCGUAGUAAUAUUAUGUUGCCACCGUCUACAGUUGAAACGUGCAUUGGAAGUUCAGAGAAUACAGCUGAAAUUAAACUUUAAAUCUGUACAUUUGGUUUUUUUUUGUUUUAACAAGCCAUUUCUGAAAUAUAAUCUUUCUCAGAGUCAUUUCUCUAUUUUGUAAAUACCAAGCACAUCACGUAGAUUACAUUUUCUAUGUUCUUGCAUUCAGAGACAUGAAGAUAAUAUCUGAAAUAGAUCAAAAUAUAAUUUUUUUCAAUUAUUCGCUGUUAUGUUUUCUAUCUUAAUAAAUAUAAAAGAUUGAAAAAAGUAAAAGGUGAAAUAAAAGUUUUAUAAGUUUUCUGCAUUUAGUUUCUUUAAAUAUUUAUUGUUGUAAAAUUAAAACAGUGAAUCAGCCUAAAUAAACAGUGUUACGAUUAUUGAACCCUAACACUAACCAAGUAUGCUACUGGGUGAACUAUUAGACCUGUGACCUUACAACUUCUACUACCGAUCUUUUCUGAAUAUAUCAUCACCAGGUAACUAUAAUCUAUUUUCAUCAUGACAGUUUAUCAGUUACUCGACAAAAACUAUUUUAGCAGUUGUUUGACAAAUAUCGUUUGAAUUAGGUCAUCCAACGCCAACCGUGUUAAAUUAAAUUUGAAGAGGUUUUCAAGUUAUGAGGUAUUUGUUUUCAUAUAAUAAAUUAAAAUUUUAGAAAAUAUUGUCAUAUUUGUUGCUAAAAUAAAGUAGCACUACUUCAAAUUGGAUGUACUACAAUUAUAAAAACAUAUAGUUGGUUUGAUCACAUCAUCACAUUAUAUUAUUGUAUGUUAUGUUAUUGUUAUAUUAAAAUAUAUGAGAUGCGUAUUCUAGAUAAUAUUGUAUUGACUUUUUAAUUGUUAAGUGCUUCUGAUAGCUAAAAGUUCAAGAAUAUAUAUGCUGAACUCUCAUCAGAUGAUUCACUAUCAAAUUAAACAUCAAACUACAAAUCCAUCAAACAACGCUUGAAUAACCUUUACAACUGAUACAUCUUCUCAUAUAAGAGGGUUAGAGAUAAACGUUAGUAACUUACAAAAUAUCAAAAACAUUUUAAACAAUAACUAUUAAAAUAAUAUCAUACAUAAAGUAACUUGUUCAUUUAGAAACGAAACUAAGUACGUUCUAAACAGUUUCGCUUCUUAAACAUGACUUCGGUCUAGUAGUCUCUCUCUAUAUCAGACAAAUAUACUUCAAAGUUUCGAUCAAAUUAAAAUACCAAAAUUAGAAAGUAUACUGAUGUUCUCUGAAAAUUUUAUCCAUCCUACAAAUAAUGUUUCUGACCAUAUAUCAAGUUUAACAGUAGGAAUUCAUUGUUAGUUUGUUUUAAUCGACUGGUAAAGAAAACUAAUGAAAAAGAAAAUAUUGUUUAUUUUUAACCUUGAAUCAAGUGACUGUUAAGUUUAUUAGUAAUAAAGUAUAUUCGUCUACUAGUUGGUUUUUGCUUGAGUACAUUUCUACUGUCAGGCGACUAAACCCUACCUAAAUUUCUUUGUUGAUAAUUUUUAUACCUAGCUUUCAUAAAAUUAACAUAAUUGAUACAAACGUGAAGUUAGAAUAUAAUUUUGAAAUGUAGUGGUAAAUAGUUAGUUAGUCUGAUAAGUAAAUAUUUCCAUGAUCAUUCACGUAACUAGGUGUUAAUAAAUCAAUCGAACAAAUAGUCAAAUUUUAACAUAACUACCGAAUGUACAUGCUCAUUGCAACAUGUACUUAGAGAUAAUCAGUUUUUUAUUUAAAUAUAUUUCAAUGAUACUUGGUAUUUUUGUUUACCAAGGAACUAGAUUACCUCUGCAUUAGAAUAUUCAAGAGAUUUAGAAAUAUAAAACCUAUAAAAUUAUCUGGUUAGCGUUUUCAACAAGCUUCUUUUCUGUGGAAUGUGGUUGCCGACCUAUUCUCUUUUAUCUGAUCUUGUGACUGUCAGUAAUCCUAGAAGGGUUCCAGGCUGUGAUACUUCAGAUCGAUUGCCCAGGAAUCAUCAGCAACAAACUUCUGUGGCAAUCAACAAAUCAGCUUUUUUCUUAAGGGGAAAUUAAGGAAAGACUCUGGAGGUGGAUAGGAUGCACAUUGCGAGAAUCACAAAACUGCAUCAUGAGGUAAGCCCUGACCUGGAAUCUUGAAGGC